GCCAAGGUGGAGUGUGUGUGCUAACAUUGUAUCUCUCUGUUGCGGCGUAGUUUCUUCUUUCUCAUGGAUAUCUUUCGUUCAGACCGGUACGCUGUUCCCCCGCCCCCACCGGAGGACCCCCACGUGAUGGGGGGCGCACAGGGGGGCAAGGAGGGGGAGCUUGGUCCCCCCAGCGCCGUGACGCUGCUGGGCUCCAACCUCUGGGACAGAACCCUGCCCUACGACCCCGACCUCAGGGUGGCGCUCGAGUUCGUGGACCUCGAGGACUUUCUGAACGAGAGCAACGCGCCAUUGGAGGAUCCGUUCAAUACGAAGACCGUCACAACACCACAUAAACUCAGCCCCAAUGAUAACAGUGAUGUUACUAGCCGCGAUAUAACUAGCAGCGAUAGUCUCUUGUCACAAUACUUCGACGCCACAUCAGCCAACACCCCAUCCACCUGCCCAGUCCUUCUCAACUCCCCAACAUGCAGCCCUCCUCCCCUGCUAUCAGUUUCCACUAAUUUCGCCCCACAGACCGACCACGCUUUUCAGGACUCCAAGUCCCCACUUUUAUUCAAUGAUUCAAACAACGCAUCCGAUGCUGGAGACUUCUUCAGUCUGCGUCACUCGAGCUCUCCUGAGGACCUGAGGUCUCUGGACCCCGCCGUGCUCCUCUCUUCUAAUUGCGACAUCAAAGCCAGCGUCGGCCCGAUCAUUCCCGUCCAGAAUUCGUUUCCCUGUGCAUCCUCCGCUUCCUCCCCAGAGUCCUUCGUCAAGUCCUCCCCCUUCUCGAGCUACAGCGACCACUCGCAGGACUGCCACCACUCGCAGGACUGCCACCACUCGCAGGAUUGCCACCCUGCCACUACUACGCAACCUGACACGGGGGGCGGGACUGCGGCACCUAAAGCCCCCGCAGCUCACAGCAUCGACUUCGACGACAGCCGCGCUUCCCUCGAGUGUCGUCCUGACAAGAAGACUUCGUCAGAAAUUAGCGAGACCCUGCAAGUCCCCGGCCAGCCCAAGGACCCGGCAGUACCUGCAGGAUCCCAGCGAAGCAGGAACAGGAAUAAAGAACACGUGCCUCGUGCGUCGACCGCCGGGACGCGCAGACGCCGAGGGCGCGGCGCUCCCAACUACUCGGAGCCUGACGACGACCUGCUCGCCGACCUCUACGAGGGCCUGCGGGACCCUGACGAGGACCUGGAGGCCAGCAGCCGCUCGUCGUCACGAGACCACACCUGCCAGAGGGACGAGAAGUUCAACCCGCGCACCAGGAAGUUCUCAGAGGACGAGCUACGGCCGCAGCCUAUAGUGAAGAAGAGCAGGAAGCAGCUGGUGCCGCCGGAAAGACAUGGGAAGCUGCAGCAGGAGCUGGACGCCGCGCACGCCACCAUCAGGAGCCUCCAGCGCCGCCUCGCCCAGUACGAGCACUGA
Messenger RNA from Hyalella azteca, 1419 nucleotides. RefSeq lists its product as uncharacterized. The transcript has 7 exons. Lineage: Eukaryota; Metazoa; Arthropoda; Malacostraca; Amphipoda; Hyalellidae. The record is from RefSeq and is a predicted model, not a curated record. Bases 64 to 1419 code for a protein of 451 amino acids.